CUACUUUCUAACAAGCCAGACUUGAAGUUUGCAGUAAAUCCUCUUGUUGAAGGACAGGUGUUUCCCAGCUGAGCCCUUGGGGAGAUUCUCCAGUAGCGCAGGGACACCCUUCCCCAGAGGCCUAGUGGGCUGGACCUCUUUGGCCCCAUUCAAAGUGAGGGGAGACUCCUGCCAGACCGGGAAGAGGGCUCUAUCCUCCACCUCCUUGGGUCCGUCUGUUUAUCGGUCUCUGGGAAUGGCCGCCUCCUGUUCCUUUUCUCCUUUUAAGUCUCUGAAUCUCUUCUCUCUCUUCCUGAACUACUUCUCGGUGCCUCGGUCUCCGUCCCUCUGUCUCUGGCUCCUGCAUCAGUCUCGGCUCCCGGCCUCCCUCUCCCCCUCUCCGCCCCUCCCCCGCGCUGUCAUUCACCCCGCUCCUCUCCACGCACAGCCAAUGGAGAGACCCGGCCGAAACGGCUAGGCUCGCUUGCACCGGGCUUUUUCGCCCGGUGAUUGAUGUCCCAGAGUCAACAUCGAGCUAGCAGACGGAGAGGGGAAGGAGCAGCCUGAGAGGGGAAGAAUACGGCGCCCCCUCUCUCCUUCCCCUCCCCCCCUACUUUAGCGCUCUGCGCACUUCGCCUCCAAGUCUCCGCGCAGCCGGGAGCGGCUGCCGCCUCCGCGCCCCUGCGCGCUGCCCCCGGAGCCAAACACAGCGAUCGCCGCCGCCCAGGCCCCCCCCGCGGGGCCGGGGCCGGGGGCCAGCAUGGAGCACCUGGGUCCGCACCAUCUCCACCCCGGCCAUGCGGAGCCCAUCAGCUUCGGCAUCGACCAGAUCCUCAACAGCCCGGACCAAGGCGGCUGCAUGGGGCCCGCCUCGCGCCUCCAGGACGGAGAAUACGGCCUUGGCUGUUUGGUUGGAGGAGCCUACGCUUACGGCGGCGGGGGCCCCGCGGCCGGGGCGGGGGCCGGGGGCGCGGGGGCCUAUGGUGCCGGCGGCCCGAGCGGCCCUGGUGGCCCUACUAGCGGCGGCGGCGGCGCCUGCAGCAUGGGCCCGCUGGCUGGCUCCUACAACGUGAACAUGGCCUUGGCGGGCGGCCCCGGUCCGGGAGGCGGCGGCGGCGGGGGCGGCGGCGGCGGCGGCGGCGGGGGGGCGCUGAGCGCUGCAGGGGUGAUCCGGGUGCCGGCUCAUAGGCCGCUAGCUGGAGCGGUGGCCCACCCCCAGCCUCUGGCUACCGGCUUGCCCACCGUUCCCUCCGUGCCUGCUGUGCCGGGUGUCAACAACCUCACCGGGCUCACCUUCCCCUGGAUGGAGAGUAACCGCAGAUACACAAAGGACAGGUUCACAGUGGCCCUCUCACCCUUCACUGUAACACGCCGUAUAGGUCACCCCUAUCAGAACCGGACGCCCCCCAAGAAGAAGAAGCCGCGCACGUCCUUCACGCGCCUGCAGAUCUGCGAGCUGGAGAAGCGCUUCCACCGGCAGAAGUACCUGGCCUCGGCCGAGCGCGCCGCCCUGGCCAAGGCGCUCAAAAUGACCGACGCGCAGGUCAAAACCUGGUUCCAGAACCGGCGGACGAAGUGGAGGCGGCAGACCGCGGAGGAGCGUGAGGCUGAGAGGCAGCAGGCGAACCGCAUUCUCCUGCAGCUGCAGCAAGAGGCCUUCCAGAAGAGUCUGGCGCAGCCCUUGCCCGCCGACCCGCUAUGCGUGCACAACUCUUCGCUCUUCGCCCUGCAGAAUCUGCAGCCGUGGUCUGACGACUCCACCAAGAUCACCAGCGUCACGUCCGUGGCGUCCGCCUGCGAGUGAGCCUGCCCGCUCUGCCCGGAGAGAGCCCGGGUCCAGCCGAGGGGUCGCGGAGGCUGAGAGCCGGGACUCUCUCCCACUCCCUCCUGCUUCAGACUGUGCGCGGGAGGGGAACGCGGUGCCCCCUGCGCUCGGCCGAGCUCCUGCCGACGCUGUUUUCUCUUUGGUGGGGGGGAAAAAAGCGCGGGAGACAGGGACACGCGACCUCGUUCCAGACGCCUAAGUGGUCCCGCGCCCCCCUGGAACUGUUCAGAGUCCUCUCGGUUUACGUCUAUUUUAUUUUAUUCUGAUUUUUAACGUGGGACUGAGAGAGGCAGAGGACGUUGGGGAAGAAGUUUCUGGGGUCCUCAGAGGACAGCAGGGGCUGUCAUUUGAACUUGCUCUGGGAAGAACUCCUCUGUAUUCCACUCCCCAUCACACGUGGACGCCCGCAGGCCCACACAGAGGCGAUUUCACAGUCUCUGGUGGUGUCACCCAGAGCCAAACACAGAGGACCUACGACAGAGUGUCAUGCACACAUAGGGCCAUCGCCUUCACACCCUUGGCUCUCACUGUCAGGCAUAAGCUAGGGGUGACCCAGCUGCAUUGUGAACAGCAUGGCACUUCUCACACUGUGACACACUGUGACACACUACCCCACACACGACAGCGUCACGGCCCUCCAGGCCCCCAUCACACAUCCUAGCCGCACCCAGGUACGCACAGGCAGGUUUUCACACAGACUCAGCCUGCUUCUCCAGAUCCUGUUCAUACGGGGAGCUUAAGUUAUGCACUUAUAAGGUGUUUUCUGUGUAACCAUUUUAUAAAGUGCUUGUGUAAUUUAUGUGAAAAAAUAAUAAAACCCUCCGGAUCCGGAGUCAGGGCUACCUGCUCCUUGCUGAGCCCAGCACCUUGCAGCUA
Molecule: messenger RNA, 2680 nt
Organism: Prionailurus viverrinus (fishing cat)
Lineage: Eukaryota; Metazoa; Chordata; Mammalia; Carnivora; Felidae
Gene: TLX1
Product: T cell leukemia homeobox 1
Exons: 3
Coding region: 740-1783 (347 amino acids)
Biological process (GO): regulation of transcription by RNA polymerase II; animal organ development
Cellular component (GO): nucleus
Molecular function (GO): DNA-binding transcription factor activity, RNA polymerase II-specific; RNA polymerase II cis-regulatory region sequence-specific DNA binding
Source: RefSeq, a predicted model, not a curated record